Notolabrus celidotus (New Zealand spotty) is the source of this 10269-nucleotide messenger RNA. It is a transcript of the gene ranbp2, whose product is annotated as RAN binding protein 2. Gene Ontology annotation, molecular function: peptidyl-prolyl cis-trans isomerase activity; GTPase activator activity; protein binding. Bases 157 to 9621 code for a protein of 3154 amino acids. The transcript has 30 exons. The record is from RefSeq and is a predicted model, not a curated record. Lineage: Eukaryota; Metazoa; Chordata; Actinopteri; Labriformes; Labridae. Gene Ontology annotation, cellular component: nuclear pore; cytoplasm. Gene Ontology annotation, biological process: NLS-bearing protein import into nucleus; protein peptidyl-prolyl isomerization; protein folding.
GAGGGGUACUGAGACUGCGCAGUACCGUCAUGGGGAGUUAAUGCUAAAGCAGUGACAGUCGAACCGAUAUCAAUGUCCGUUUUUAACAUUUUGUGAAUGUAUGGUAUAACAUUCAUUAUAAGCAGCCUUUUUUAGAGGUAGUUGGUUUUGGGAGCCAUGCGGCGGAGUAAGGUUGAAGUGGACCGUUACGUGUCCACAGUACAGAGUUCGUCUCCUUCUCUCAAAGAGAAGCCAAUCAAAGGUUUUUUAUUUGCCAAAUUGUACUUUGAAGCAAAGGAAUAUGAACUUGCCAAAAGACAUGUAUCAGAGUAUCUCAAAGUCCAGGAGAGAGAUCCAAAAGCACACAAAUUCCUUGGACAGCUGUAUGAGAGAGAGGGGGACAUCAACAAGGCAGUAGGAUGUUACAAGCGGUCAGUAGAUUUGAAUGCAGCCCAGAGGGACCUGGUGCUGAAGGUGGCUGAGUUACUUGUGAGUAAUGAGGAAAGUGGCAGCAGAGCAGAGUUUUGGGUGGAGAAAGCUGCCAAGCUGCUACCUGGAAACCCUGCUGUCUUCAAUCUAAAGGAGCGCCUGUUGAGUCGUCGGGGUCAGCCAGGAUGGAACCAGCUGUUUGACCUCCUCCAAGCUGAGCUGGCAGCAAGGCCGGCAGAUGCUCACGUUAACGUGAAGCUAGUUCAGCUGUUCUGUCAGGAUGGGCGGCUUGAAGAGGCUGUUAAGCAUUGCCUGGCUGCUGAGAAAAGGGGCAUGCUGAGAAACAGCCUGGACUGGUAUACUGUUGUGUUGCACACAGUGCAGGAGUAUCUUGCUCAGCCGAGUGUCUCCAGUAAUGAGAAGAUGUGUCGGCGUCUCCAGAGAGAGCUGCUGUUGGCCCACUGCAACCGGCUGAGAAUCACACUGUCUGAUAGCAGCUCACAGCCCAGUCUUGAUGCUCUUAAAGCUUUUGACCAAGCCAUGCAGAUGCUGAGCACCACAGCUGGCCACCACAUGGACGAGCUUCAGGAAGUGUUUGUAGAAAUGAGAGGUCACCUCUACCUGCACGCUGCCACACUGCUGUUGAAGCUGGCUCAGGAUCGUCAACAGACGUGGAGGGCUGUCAUUGACCUGGCUGGAUUAUGCUACCUGUUAGCUUACCAGGUUCCUAGACCAAAAGCUAAAGUGACCAAAAGAGACCAAGCAGCACCGCCACAGCCUUUGGAGCUGCUGGCCAACGAUCGUCAGAGUCAGGCUGGCCACAUGUUGCUCAAUCUGAGCACUGAUCCAACCGCCUUGAUCAGAGAGGUGGUGGAGGCAUUUGGGAAUCGUAGUGGUCAGGACUCGCUGUUUGAACUCCUGUUUGGACCGCAGGCCUCGACCAUGUCUUCCUUUAUUGCCAAUGAUGACAUUCAUUCCAUUAGCACUGCGGCUCCAGAGCUCUCUCAACUGGCCAAAUCUGAUGCUGGCUCUAUACUGCUACAUGGUGGUGACUUGCAACAUCUGUGCUGGUUGGGGCUACAGUGGACCCUCCAGGACCAAAGACUGGCCAUGCAGGAUUGGCUGCAGCAGCUCUUUCCUCGGCUUACUUUGGAAACUUCCAAACUGGACACCAACGCACCAGAGUCGAUCUGCCUGCUGGACUUAGAGGUGUUUCUGUAUGGUGUGGUUUUCUGUAGCCACUGUCAACUUCAGGAGACGGCUAAGAUCAGCAGCUCAGUGAACCAGCAGCAGCAGCAACAGCUCUUUGAGCCUCGCUGCCUCCCCCUUCCUCUUCUUCGCCUGUUGACCACAGACAGGCAGAGGGAGUGGUGGGACGCCAUCUACAGCCUCUUAAACAAACGAGCUGCUCCGGGCAUGUCAGCUAAGUUGCGGAUGAUUGUGCAACAUGGACUGAACUCUCUGAGAGCGGGAGAAAAAAAUGGGCUUCAACCAGCCAUGGCUAUUCACUGGGCCCAACGUCUCAGUCAGACGGGCGAUGGCGUGGACUCGUACUACGACCGGAAGGAGUACAUUGGCCGCAGUGUCCACUACUGGAAAGCAGCACUUCCACUGCUGGAAAGGAUCAAAAACAGACGCAGUAUCCCAGAACCACUGGAGCCCCUCUUCAUACAUUUCCCAUCCAAAGACAUUCAGAUUUUUUCUGUGAAGGGUUAUGAAGAGGAAGCCAACGUAGUGUGUGCGGCUCUCCUUGAUAUUGAAGGCAAGACAGAGGAGGCCAUUGCUACCUUGGAAACCAUCAACAGCAUGUCAUCCAUCUGGCAAUUGGCACAGAUUUACCAGCGACUAUCAGAGGAGGCAAGCAAUGGUGUUGAGGAGACUCAAGAUAGGUGUAUCACUUUUCUGAAAAAGCUCCGGACCUACCUAUCCAAAAUCUACCAUGGUAAUGCAGAUGAUAUUGAGAAGCUUCCUGUUUCCAUGGAGGAAAUUGUGGACCUCCUCAAUGAUGUGAACCAGCAGCUGGGGGAGAGUGGCGAGGAUGAAGAGAGGGAAAAGGAAGUGGAAAGUCUAAGAGGACCAACACACUCCAGUCCAGCUCAUCCUUCAGAAACCUCUGCCGCAAUAUCCAAUAUAAAGUUUUCAACUCCAUCUCCUAACAAAAGCAGCUCUCCUUCCAAAAGACACCUGAUCUCACCCAAGACACAACCACAUUGGGUGGAGGAUCAGAAAAGUCUCCUUCAGAUGCUGUGUCAGCAAGUUGAAGCCCUCAAGAAUGAGGUUCACGAUCUGAGACACAACUCUUCAGGAAAUGCUGGCUCCCCUCAUCACAAAAUGUAUGGUGAGAGCUACGGGGCUGAGGGGCUACAGGAGCAGUUUACCCCAGUCCAGUCCUACCAUGGGGCCCCCCUAACAGUUGCCACAACGGGUCCCUCGGGGUACUACAACCAGUCUCCAGCUUACAACUCUCAGUACCUCCUACGAACCGCAGCAAAUGUAACACCCACCAAGGCCCCAAUGUAUGGUAUUAACCGUAUGCCACCACAGCAGCAGCAUAUGUAUGCCUACCAGCAGCCCACCCAUACACCACCAUUGCAGACAACCCCUGCCUGCAUUUACCCUCCUCAAGAACCGGCCUUUGGUGCCCCUCUUCGGUUUGAAUCACCAGCCACAAGCCUUCUUUCCCCAUAUAGUGAAGAAUAUUAUGGCCAGAGUGUAACCCAACAAACCACCAACCCUCCGCUUCCUGAACCUGGCUACUUCACCAAACCAGCUGUUGUCCCAGUUCAGCAACCAAAGACCAUUGAGGGAAAGCCUGUGGAUUUUGGGAAACUCCCCUUUGGCCAACAGGCACCUGCUGAAGUCCCUAAAGUGCCUAGUUUUGGAAUAGCAGCAGUUGCCCAGUCUACACCUUCCAACGCUUUUAAAUUCAACUCCAACUUUAAAUCGAAUGAUGGAGAUUUCAGUUUCCCUGCUUCCCAAGCUAAGCACAGUGAAAGUCUGCUUGGUCUUCUUACGUCAGACAUUCUCCCUAAAACAGAUACUGUAACAGAGAAGCCUCAAGUCCAAGAGCAGCCCCCAAACCAAUCCGGCAUCUUUACAUUUGGAAAUAAGAUUGUCAGUGGCUUCUCCUUUACUGACUCUGCUCAGAGCGCAGGCACUGGAAAUCUGUUUGGAAAGGUGGAGCAGCAGGCAUUCAAGUUUGGGGAUGCUGCCAGGCCAAUGGUUGGGGUUGUCAAUUCAACAACAGAGGAGGAAAAAGCAGCAGAGAGUGAUAAUGACAGCACUCAUGUUGAGGAGGACGAAGAUGGUCCUCACUUUGAACCAAUCGUACCUCUUCCUGAUAAAGUAGAUGUGAAAACGGGCGAGGAGGAGGAGGAAGAAAUGUUUUGCAACAGAGCAAAGCUGUAUCGAUUUGACACUGAAACAAAAGAGUGGAAAGAGCGUGGCAUUGGCAACGUUAAAAUCCUGAAACACAGCACAAAAGGGAAGGUCCGCCUCUUGAUGAGGAGGGAACAGGUCCUCAAGAUCUGUGCAAACCACUACAUUACUUCUGAUAUGUUACUGAAACCAAAUGCCGGCUCUGACAAAUCCUGGGUCUGGAAUGCUAUUGAUUAUGCAGAUGAAGAGCCCAAGCCUGAACAGCUUGCAAUCCGCUUCAAAACAGUAGAUGAGGCAUCACUUUUCAAGGCUAAGUUUGAGGAAGCCCAAACAAUUGUGCCCAAAUCACCAGCAAAGCAAAUCCAGCCAGAGAAGAAAGAGGAAAGUGUUAAAGAUUCUGGUUCACUGGCUGCCCAGUUUGCUAUCAAAGAAGGGGAAUGGGACUGCACUAUGUGCUGUGUUAGAAAUAAACCCACAGAUGCGAGGUGUGCUGCUUGUCAAACUGCCAAUCCCAACUCUUCAGCAAAGCCAGAUAUUCAAUCUACUGGUGAAACCAAGAGCAGUCCCUUUAGUUUUAAAUUUGGAAUUGACUCCUCCAAACCCACAAGUUCUAGCUCUCCCUUUACUGGAUUUGGUGCCAUACCCUCCUCAUUUACAUUUGGCACCAACACCUCAACACCUGCUGACUCAGUAAGCAGUGCAUUUGCUUCUGGCUUUGGGGCUCAGUUUGGCAAGAAGUCAGAGCAGUGGAACUGUACCACAUGCUAUACAAGAAAUGAGGCCUCUACAGACAGUUGUGUUUCUUGUAAAGCUCCUAAAACCUCACCUACAACAACUACCACUACACAAAAAGCAACAGCAGCACAGCCAUCUCCAUCUGGGUUUGGUGCCCAGUUUGGCAAGAAACCUGGACAGUGGGAUUGUGAUACAUGUGACAUAAGAAACGAGGCCUCUGCUGAGAGAUGCGUUGCCUGUCAAACUCCCAACCCUGCAACUAAAUCGACAGAGGGGGCUUCAAAAACGUUUAAUUUGCCAGCGGUGUCAGAAGUUGGGGAAGAAUUUGCAAAAAAAGAUGGGCAGUGGGACUGCACCGACUGCCUGGUCAGGAAUGAUGCAUCAGCCACUGAGUUUGUUUCCUGCCGUGCUCCAAAUGAAGCACCCUCUUUAUCAACAAUGUUUGGUAAAAAAGAUGGAGAAUGGGACUGUGACAUAUGCUUGGUAAGAAACAAUUCCUCUGCCAUUAAAUGCAUAUCCUGUCAGACCCCAAAUCCCAACGCCAAAAGCACUCCCUCUUUAUCAACAAUGUUUGGUAAAAAAGAUGGAGAAUGGGACUGUGACAUGUGCUUGGUAAGAAACAAUUCCUCUGCCAUUAAAUGCUUAUCCUGUCAGACCCCAAAUCCCAACGCAAAAAGAACAACCAGCACUGCUCCCUCAGCCUCCUCUUUCAGCUUCUCCUUCGGGGCCAAAAGUUCAUCUAACCAGCCUGCUGGAACUGGGUUUACAAUGCCUUUUGUAACUGGCAGCACUUUUCAGUUUGGUCAAAAUAAAGAUAAAGAAAAAAGUUCAGCAGCUUCUUUCAAGUUUGAAGCUCCUCCAUCCGGAUCUAGUGCUUCAGGCUUCUCUUUCUCACUGCCUGUUCAAGCUGGUGGCUUCACGUUUGGCAUUCCGGAACCUGCAAAAGAAACUUCCCCAUCUGAUGAUCAAAUACCUCCAUCAGGGUCAGCCUCAAUCUUUCUGAAAAACAUAGCUGACAAACACAAGGCAAAAGAAAAUGAUCCUUCGUCCUCAGAAGGACUAACGGAGGAUGAACAGAAUCCAUUAAUUUCAGGAGGAGAGAAUAAUUUCAGCUUUGCAGACUUGGCAGAGUCCUCUGGAGGAGACUUCAAGUUUGGCGAGAAAGACCCUGAUUUCAAAGGUUUCUCUAGAGCUGGAGAGCAAGUGUUCUCAUCAUUACAGGCAACUCCUUCAAAGACUGGUGCCUCAAAGGAAACAGAGGAUGAUGACAUGUAUAAAACAGAAGAAAAUGAUGAUAUACAGUUUGAACCAGUGGUCCAAAUCCCUGAUAAGGUUGACCUAGUGACGGGUGAGGAAGAUGAACAGGUUCUUUAUUCUCAGCGUGUCAAACUGUUCAGAUUUGACGUAAACUCCGGUCAGUGGAAAGAGCGUGGUGUAGGAGUCCUUAAAUUCCUGAAGAACAACACGAAUGGCAGACUAAGGGUGCUAAUGAGAAGAGAGCAAGUCCUAAAGGUAUGUGCCAACCACUGGAUCACCACCACCAUGAAUCUUAAGCCCCUGGCAGGCUCAGACAAAGCGUGGAUGUGGCUUGCCAAUGACUUCUCUGAUGGAGAUGCUAAACUUGAACAGUUGGCUGCCAAGUUCAAAAGCCCAGAGCUGGCUGCAGAGUUUAAGGAGAGGUUUGAAGAGUGUCAGAGACUGCUUUUGGACAUCCCCUUACAAACCCCCCAUAAGCUAGUUGACUCAGGCAGAACAGCACACCUCAUUCAGAAGGCAGAGGAAAUGAAGUCUGGUUUGAAAGACCUGAAGUUCUUUUUGACAGAGGAUAAAACAAAAAUCAAAGAUGACAAUGACCAAGAAGACAUUAAUGCAUCUAGCAAUGUUUCAAGCCUUGCAAUAAAGCCUCAUGGUGAAACCACUGGCCCCACUUUAGAGUGGGAUAACUAUGACCUAAGAGAAGAGGCUUUGGAUGAUACAGCAGACUCCUCAGUCUAUGCCUCUCCGCUUGCCAGCAGCCCCCUGAGAAAGAAUCUUUUCCAAUUUGGAGGAAUUGAAUCCACCAGUGGGUUCAACUUCAGCUUCCAGCCGGGCAUCAGCCCCUCCAAGUCUCCUGCUAAGCUUAACCAGAGCAGAGCUUCAGUUGGUACUGAUGACGAGCAGGAUUCAACCCAGGAUGAGGAAAGGGACGGCCAGUACUUUGAACCUGUGGUGCCAUUGCCUGAACUUGUGGAGAUUUCUACCGGAGAGGAAAAUGAGCAGGUAGUUUUCAGUCACCGGGCCAAACUUUAUCGCUAUAAUAAGCAACUGGCUCAGUGGAAAGAGAGGGGUAUUGGAGAUCUAAAGAUCUUGCAGAAUUACGACAGCAAGCGAGUGAGGUUGAUAAUGAGGAGGGACCAGGUACUUAAAAUCUGUGCCAACCACUGGAUCACAUCAGCUAUGAAACUGGAACCUAUGAAGGGUGCAGAAAAGGCCUGGGUUUGGAGUGCCUUGGACUUUGCUGAAGUAGGUGAGGGAAACAUUGAACAGCUGGCUGUGAGAUUCAAGCUUCAAGAAACGGCAAAUUCAUUCAAGCAAGUUUUUGAAGAUGCUAAGCUUGCUCAAGACCAGCAGGAAUUGAUGACUCCUGUGACACCCAGAGUUGCCACCCCUCAAGACAGUGGAACACCAGCAUCUGUAACCCCUGACACUCCUCUAUGCGGGAAGGCAGCCAUUGCCGUUCUGGAAGAGACCACCAAGGAACGUACAGAGCUUUCUCCAGACUGUAAACCAUGUACAGCUGAAUCGCCAAGUCAAGUUAACCUCUCCAAGACAGUAGUGUCACCUCCUAAGUUUGUCUUUGGCACUGAUAGCCUUCAGAAGUUUUUUGGGGCUCCUAAAUUUCACAGUGAGGGUGAAGAACCUGCAUCCACUUCAAGAGCAAGAGAUUCAGAGCCCACUGCCAACGCUUCACCUACAGCACCUGCAUUCAAAAUCCCAGAGAGAGGGCUGGAUUUUAGGCUUUUCAAAGAUAAUCCAAUGGCUUUUUGGACCAGCACAUCAACUACCCAGUUUGAACCACCAGGGCCACCUCGGGCAGAAGGAGGCAGUGCAGGGUCAAACGAGGACUCAGAGGUGGAGGUUGUGUAUGUCAGAGAACCCACUGCUGAACAGGCCGCCCUGGCACGAAAACUCUUGCUGCCUCUAACCUUCUUUUGCUACCAGAAUGAGCCAGGCUACAUAAGUGACGAUGAAACUGACGAUGAAGACUUUGAGUCAGCGGUAAAAGCCUUAAAUGGAAAGCUCUACCUUGACCGUCCUGUGAAGAAGGCUGCAGCAUGUGGUGAUGAGACCGAUUGCCAAGUGGUGUGGGAGAAGAAGCCGACACCAGAGGAGGAGGAGAAGGCAAAAAGCCUUCAGCUGCCACCUACGUUUUUCUGCGGCAUAAGCACCACUGACAGUGACCCAGACCAUGACAAGCCUGAGGACUUUGAGACAGAAGUCCGCAAGGCACAGCAGGACUUGGAUGCCCAGUUAAACCAGCCUGAAGAGGUCCCUAGCAGCACUGCAGAUGCCCCAGAGGAGCCAACCCCAGGUCCAUCCUCCAGCAGCAUAGAAGCUGCCGGCUCCCCAUCUCCACCAGAAGAACAGACCUCAGACCAGCCAAUAGAGACGCAGAGUGAAGCUCCUAGCAGCAGCUCAUCUCCACCUCCUAGCAGCAGCUCUCCUCCACCUCCUAGCAGCAGCUCACCUCCACCUCCUAGCAGCAGCUCACCUCCACCUCCUAGCAGCAGGCCACCUCCCAGCAGCUUACCUCCUCCCAGCAGCUCGCCUCCUCGCAGCAGCUCACCUAUUGACUUGUCAACUAAGAAGAGCCCAGAGCCAGAGUCUAACAUUGAGACAGGAUCUGUAGCUCUGACUGCUCAAACAGCUGGUCAAGACUCAUCAAACUUUGGCUUUAACACUCUUGGAGGAUUCUCUUUUGCUGACUUAGCGAAAAACACAGAUGCAUAUGCUUUUGGAACAACAGAGGACACCAACUUCUCAUGGGCGAACGCUGGAGCCACAGUCUUUGGGUCAACAGUGGCAGCAGCACCCAAAAACAAUGGAGAGGAGGAUGGCAGUGAUGAAGAGGACUCUGCUAAUAAUGUGGACAUUCACUUUGAGCCGAUAGUUUCUCUACCAGAGGUGGAGACAAAGUCAGGAGAGGAGGAUGAGGAAAUCCUUUUUAAGGAGCGCACCAAGCUCUACCGAUGGGACAGAGACCUUAGCCAAUGGAAGGAGCGAGGCAUCGGUGACAUCAAGAUUCUUUUCCAUCCUGACAAACAUUUUUAUCGAGUUCUGAUGAGAAGAGAGCAGGUGCUGAGAGUUUGUGCCAACCACAUGAUUACACCAGUGAUGGAACUCAAACCCAUGAACGCCUCAGCCCAUGCACUGAUCUGGACUGCCACGGACUACUCAGAUGGCGAUGGUGCAGUGGAACAGCUGGCAGCCAAGUUCAAAACCGCGGAGAUAGCAGAAUCCUUCAAGAAGACCUUCUGCGAGUGUCAGAGUCACAUUGGCGCAACUGAGGGUGAUGCCUCUUUUCUCGCCACACCUAAGAUGUCCAGAGUUCAAGAGCACUCCAGAGACACUAACCCACAGGUUUUCCUCAAUGUGGCAGCUGACGGCCAGCCACUGGGCACUGUCAUAAUAGAACUGUUCUCCCAUAUCGUCCCCAAGACAGCUGAAAACUUCAGGGCUCUCUGCACUGGCGAGAAAGGGUUUGGGUUUAAAGACUCCACCUUCCACAGGGUCAUUCCAGACUUCAUGUGUCAGGCUGGUGACAUCACAAACGGUGACGGCACAGGAGGCAAGUCCAUCUUCGGCAGCAAGUUUGAGGAUGAAAACUUUGAUGUUCGGCACACGGGCCCGGGCAUUCUGUCGAUGGCCAAUCGUGGGCGUGACACCAACAACUCCCAGUUCUUCAUCACGCUGAAGAAAGCAGAACACCUGGACUUCAAACACGUGUCGUUUGGCUGGGUUCGUGAUGGCAUGGAUGUCGUGCAGCUGAUGGGAGGGCUGGGAACAAAAGGAGGCAAACCGUCAAAGAAGCUCGUCAUCACCGACUGUGGACAGCUGUAGCUUUUUAUAUGUUAGGCUUGAAAUUCACCGCUUGGUUUAGGUUAUAAAAUUAAAAUACAGACUGGGUAAUGAUGUGCUCUAUUUGCAGUUCUUAUCUGCCUUUUGCAACUGAAUGCCUCGUCAUUAGAUGACUAGGAAUUAACCCCCCAGUCACAAACUACUGAUCAAGAUGAUUCCUCACAGAAGCUUGGUUCCAGUAGCCUAGAGACAGAAAUUAUUUUUGCUAUCUUAUAACCUAGUUGCAAAGGGGUAACUUGGCACAGUAUGUGGGAGGAGGCAAAUAUGUUUUUGCUUUGUUGCACUUGUAUCUUUAUCAUCACCUGUCAAUACAUUCUCAUGAUUUGUUUGUAUUUGUGUAUAGUUGUACAUGAACUCCUUUUUAUUAUUAUGUUUUUGUUCCUUUGUCUAAUAUUUGUUCAGUUUGAAUGUGUUGGUCUUCUUUCAUAAGCUUCACUCAAUGUUUGGUUCCUUUUAUCCUUAAGAAGCCUUGUCAAUCAACUCAAGGUGACACUGACACUUAAACGCACCUUGAUCUGUAACAAUGCCCCACCCUUCUCUUCAAAUACUGCCUGUGUGUUCUUUUUAAGGUUGGCAUCCCCUGUGAUUUUCCUUUGUAUAAUUGAAUCUCCCUUCCCUACAUAGACUGGA